AAAAGGACAUAUUUCCCGCGACUGUCCAAACCGAACUGGACAAGUCAAUAAUCGAAUAAAUGUUGAGCAAAAUAGCCAACAAAGAGAUCCUGAAAUAAGAGAAGCUGAUGUUCUAUUGUUUAAGGUGACAGAACAAACAGUACCAAAAAAGUAUGAAUAUUUUAGGAUAUAA
Molecule: messenger RNA, 172 nt
Organism: Racocetra fulgida
Lineage: Eukaryota; Fungi; Glomeromycota; Glomeromycetes; Diversisporales; Gigasporaceae
Source: the annotation of a GenBank genome assembly